This is a messenger RNA of Hipposideros armiger (great roundleaf bat), 709 nucleotides long. It is a transcript of the gene VSTM2L, whose product is annotated as V-set and transmembrane domain containing 2 like. The transcript is spliced from 5 exons. Gene Ontology annotation, cellular component: membrane. NCBI's taxonomy places the organism in Eukaryota, Metazoa, Chordata, Mammalia, Chiroptera, Hipposideridae. Bases 266 to 709 code for a protein of 147 amino acids. The record is from RefSeq and is a predicted model, not a curated record.
GCAGCGCCGAGUGAAGUGGCCUUCCGCGGAAGGGAAGAGUCCCGCAGUCGGAGGCGGCCGGCUGGGCGUGAGCUCGCUACCCGCAGCCGGGGCUGGGCCGGAGCCCGGCGAGGGCUGGGGCUGGGUCGGGCCAGGUUCAGCGGGCAAGGGGCAGCGGUCGCAGCCGGGCAGCCAGGCCGCACCGGGCAGGGGACGGCGGGCUCGGGGGCUGCGAUCUCCUGAGCCCUGAUGUGAGGCGGCGGCGCCCCCGGCCCGAGCGCGCACCAUGGGGGCCCCGCUCGCAGUGGCGCUGGGCGCCCUCCACUACCUGGCACUUUUCCUGCAACUCGGCGGCGCCACGCGGCCCGCCGGCCACGCGCCCUGGGACAACCACGUCUCCGGCCACGCUCUGUUCACGGAGACACCCCAUGACAUGACGGCGCGGACAGGCGAGGACGUGGAGAUGGCCUGCUCCUUCCGUGGCAGUGGCUCCCCCUCCUACUCGCUGGAGAUCCAGUGGUGGUACGUGCGGAGCCACAGGGACUGGACCGACAAGCAGGCGUGGGCCUCAAACCAGCUAAAAGCAUCUCAGCAGGAAGACCCAGGAAAGGACGCGACCAAAAUAAGUGUGGUCAAGGUGGUGGGCAGUAACAUCUCCCACAAGCUGCGCCUUUCCCGGGUGAAGCCCACAGAUGAAGGCACCUACGAGUGGAACCUGGCCGUGUCCUAG